This is a messenger RNA of Cucurbitaria berberidis CBS 394.84, 2859 nucleotides long. Its product is annotated as MFS general substrate transporter. Gene Ontology annotation, molecular function: transmembrane transporter activity. The coding region runs from base 1 to 2859 and encodes 952 amino acids. Gene Ontology annotation, biological process: transmembrane transport. The transcript is spliced from 7 exons. Lineage: Eukaryota; Fungi; Ascomycota; Dothideomycetes; Pleosporales; Cucurbitariaceae. The record is from RefSeq and is a predicted model, not a curated record.
AUGUCGGCAUCCUUCCCCUUUGUCGUUUUAGCGCCCAGUAUAUCAGGCAAAGAGCUACAUGGGAGCAAUCCAAUGCUAUUGCUUGCUAUUCUCACAGUUGCCUCGUGGAGAGAUCAUCAGCGACAGAUGUUACUUGAUAAAAUAUACCGCAGCGAACUCGCAGACCGGACCCUACUCCACCCGCGAAGGACGUUAGGCUUGGUCCAAAGCGUGCUAGUGUACCUUUCGUGGAUUGCGGCAGGGCUCCAGAAGCCGAACUUACUGAAGCACACACCUCAUAUGACAGAGUGGGCCCAAAACUUGAGGCGUGACCUGGAGUACGAGUCUGAUGAGACUAUCAGUCAUCUAAUUUCUCUGCGACAGAUUGACGAUCAAGUGCAAGACACGUUGUUCACUGGGAGUGCUGCAGGACUGCCACUAACUGAUGCACGAACUCUCAUGCACGUGCGGUUCAUGGAAGCGCAACUCAAUGCAUGGAAGCGGGAAAGCUGCAAUUCUGGGUCUAAGCGCUGUAUUGUUGCUCUUCGUACUCAGUUGAUGUUGGAUCAGAGACCGACGAUCGACUCAACUCGACUCAAGGGCUUACUUUCCGCACUUGAGGCCGGAAAACGAUUUUUGGACACUCUUCUGUCGUUUCCCGCCUAUGAGUAUCAUAUUGUCUCAUUCUCUGAGUGGAUGAGGCUGCCGACAGUUAUCAUGACAGUGGCCCGACUUUGCAUGCCCACUGACAUACAUGUUGCUACUGGCUGGGACUUCAAGGCUGCCCAGGACCGGGUACGCCUAGACUUGUGCCUUGAGUCACUAUGCUACAGAAUGCAGGGCCUUUCUACCUACGACAAACAGAAACAGUCGCAUCCUGACUUCUGGAUCGCUAUGCGGUUUAUAAUGGAUCUGACAAGAACCUGGUAUAUUCGAAAGAUAAAGCCCAACAUGCAAGCCGAUACGUCCUCUCAGCCUACGCCAAAUGAAACGGUGGGGCAAACAACAAGCGACAUCUCGGGUCCCAGCUCGGGCGCUCAUUCAACGCCUUCCAUUCAUCGAGCCGGCGAACGUUACAAUACGUUGGCGGGUAUAAAUCAUAUGGGAGACAUCAACAUGGACAUAGACAUGGGCAUGGAGGACGAUGCUGGCCCUUUUGCUUUCAUGAAAGAUUCGGAUUUCGAUAUGGAACAGUUCUUUGACAUGGGUAUCUGGAGUGACGAGAGCUACAUCGGCAUGGACGAUACUCAAUAUUCAAACAUUGUACGGAUUCAAACAUUGCUUCAUAAAGUUGCACUAUCAUUGAGUAUGAAGAGUCGGAUUCCAUGUCCCAUAAAACCUCUGAACUCCACGAAACCACCACAACCACAAACAGAAACGACACCUCAAGAUGGCGAUGUUGUGCAGCAGUACCCUCGGGGUAUUCGACUCGUUCUAAUUACCGUCGGCUUGAUACUCAGUAUAUUCAUCGCAGCUCUGGACACCGCUAUUCUCGCAACAGCAAUCCCUAGCAUAACCAGCCAAUUCGGUAGCAUCAGCAACAUCGCCUGGUACGGAUCGGGCUACAGCAUAACAAAUGCCACUUUCCAGUCACCCUGGGGAAAGGCGUACCACUACUUUUCGCUGAAAAAGACGUUUUUACUUGCGAUCCUUGUCUUUGAGAUAGGCAACGUGAUUUGCGCCUUAGCGCCUUCUAGCGAGAUCUUGAUUUUUGGGAGGGUGAUUGCUGGUGUGGGCGGCGGAGGAAUUUUCACAGGCGCCUUUAUCAUUAUUGCUUUGACCGCUGGACCAGAGUAUCGAGCUGCCUACAUGGGUAUUCUUGGUGUGACGUUUGGAUGCUCAAGCGUUGUUGGGCCGUUGAUGGGUGGGGCGUUGACAGACGGGCCUGGCUGGCGCUGGUGUUUCUGGAUCAGCCUCCCGAUUGGCUUCACUGCAGCGUUGACUAUGUUUCUCUGCUUCAAAGAUCCUCUCACGCCCAAGAAAGCCACCCUUCGUGAAAAGAUUAUCCAUCUUGACCUCAACGGCGCGACUUUACUAUCCGGCUCCUUCUCUUGUUUUGUGCUAGCGAUGCAUUGGAUCGGUGUUAAUAGCUGGACGAGCGCACGCGUUCUAGGGAGCUUUGUCGGGUUUGCUGCUCUUCUUGCCUGCUUCGUCAUCAAUGAGUGGCUCAUGGGCAGCAAAGCCAUGGUACGAGCACACCUCUUCAAGAACAGACUUGUUCUCGCAAAUCUCUGCUACAUCUUCUUCUUAGCCGGCGCCUUCUUCCCACUGAUGUACACUUUACCGAUCCAGUUCCAAUCUGUCAACAAUAACACCGCAUCGCAAAGCGGCGUCCGACUGAUUCCUCUUGUCCUCGGCAUCUCGGUUUUCACUAUGGUCUCCAACGGCUUGCUUACAUUCUGGCGACACUAUAAACCCUUCCUCCUUGUAGGCGCCUUACUUGCCGCUGCCGGUAACACAAAGAUAUAUACCCUGGACGCUAAUACAUCAACGUCAGCCUGGAUCGGUUACGAGCUAAUAACAGCGAUCGGCGUCGGUCUCGCUCUCCAAAUCCCUUUGAUCGCCAAUCAAAACCUAGUCGCCACUGACGACCUCGGGGCUGCAACAUCCAUGUCCCUCUUCAUGGAGAACUGUGGCACAGCAUUAUUCAUUGCGUCUUGUGAAGCGGCGUUCACGAAUGGACUGCUAUCAAGUCUGGAGAACAAUUUACCAAAUGUUGAUGCGAGGGAUGUCAUUGAUGCUGGCGCGACGCAACUCAGGGGCCUCUUUUCAGGCAAGGAAUUAGAGCAGGUGCUGAGUAGUUAUUUGGAUGGCUUGUGGGGCGAUUGCGGGCGUGAUAUCGUUGUCGAAUGCGGGGCCAGCAAUGGUACGAGAGGUUAG